AAACUAAAAACAAACGUCAACUUUUAAAAAAAAAUUACGAUUUUGCUUUUUCAUUUUUCUAUAAUUUUUAGUAGGUAUUGCAGACUGCGGCUGGUUAUACAGUGUCACAGAGUAACAAUUAACAGUCGACAUCGUUACAAUAUUAAAUUUAUUAACAUUUACUUACUAUAAAGUAUUAUAAAAGUAAUUGUGAUUAGGUUUAGAAAUUAUAAUUAUUUAAAAAUAAAAAUUAUAACAACAUAGCACUAUUAGUGAAUAAGUAAUUGAUAGUAUUAUUUUUUCGGAAACUGACGCCAUCAAUAAUGCCAUGAACCUAGCUUGCCCACUAUUGAUUGUUGUCCUACUGAUAUUUUGCGUGCGUUCAGCACAGCCAUCUACAGGGCCUGGGAAAACGACAAUCUAUGAAACAGAAUGUAAACAUCUACGAAUGGGCCAAUUCAUGUGCCCUGAUGAUGGGUAUGAAUUCAUUGACCCAGAAACGCAGCAGUUGCGUGGAUGUACCAAAGACAAUGUUGCUCAAGUUCGGUGUAAAGCAAGUGAUGGUAUUGUCUGCUUAGAAACCAAAAACUCGACCUUUUGGAAAGAAUUUCCAUGUAAAUGGACCAACGGUUACCAUUAUGACACAACACUGUUAUUGUCCAUAUUUCUGGGCAUGUUUGGUGUGGAUCGUUUCUAUCUAGGUUAUCCAGCAAUUGGUUUACUAAAACUAUGCACGCUUGGGUUCAUGUUCAUUGGCCAGUUGGUCGAUGUAGUACUUAUUGCAACACAAAUUGUUCGUCCGGCUGAUGGAUCACAUUAUAUAAUUCCCUAUUAUGGUCCUGGUAUUAACUUUAUACUCAUGGAUAAUGAAACUUACAGACAACCACAAGAUGAUUGGUUUGUUGAUCAUAAUGAACUUUAAAAAAUAAGAUAAAAUGAUAGGUACUAUGUUUGGAUUAAGUAAAUUUACUAUUAUUAUUUAUUACCAUGAAAUGUUAUGAAAUGUAUUAAUUAUUUUAUAUAAUAAAUUAUAUUUGCUAUCUAA
This is a messenger RNA of Aphis gossypii (cotton aphid), 1024 nucleotides long. It is a transcript of the gene bisc, whose product is annotated as TM2 domain-containing protein CG10795. The record is from RefSeq and is a predicted model, not a curated record. The coding region runs from base 308 to 901 and encodes 197 amino acids. NCBI's taxonomy places the organism in Eukaryota, Metazoa, Arthropoda, Insecta, Hemiptera, Aphididae. The transcript has 3 exons.